AUGUUGCUUGUCUGCAUUCUGUUGCAAGCUUUUGGAAAGCCAUUGGAAUUCUCUCACAGUCAAAUCACCCGCUUGUACAGUCGCUUCACCAGCCUAGACAAAGGAGAAAAUGGCACUCUUAGCCGUGAAGACUUCCAGCGGAUUCCAGAGCUUGCCAUCAAUCCACUGGGAGACAGAAUUAUCAAUGCCUUCUUUCCAGAAGGAGAGGACCAGGUGAAUUUCCGUGGAUUCAUGAGGACACUCGCCCACUUCCGACCCAUAGAAGAUAAUGAAAAGAGCAAAGACCAGAAUGGACCAGAACCACUGAACAGCCGAAGUAACAAACUCCACUUUGCUUUUCGUUUAUAUGAUCUAGAUAAAGAUGACAAGAUUUCCAGGGAUGAACUGCUUCAGGUAUUACGGAUGAUGGUUGGUGUAAACAUUUCAGAUGAGCAGCUGGGCAGCAUUGCUGACAGGACAAUCCAGGAGGCUGAUCAAGAUGGAGAUAGUGCCAUCUCCUUUGCAGAGUUUGUAAAGGUUUUGGAGAAGGUGGAUGUAGAGCAGAAAAUGAGCAUUCGAUUUCUUCACUGAUGGAUGGAGAACCUAUUCCUUUCAACUUCUACUAUAUAAUGAAUAGACCUUCAUUUUCUCCUUAGCACCUUCCCACAGAGCAUUGCUACUGGUGCAUAUACAAUACAUCUCCAACUCCUCCCUGAUUUGUUCUACCAAUGUGAACAUUCCCUGUGCAUCAGGAACAAAGGGAAAUGGCUGCCACACAACUUGGAAUGGAGCAUUUUUUUUUAAAAAAUCUUUUUCCUUCCAUAUUUUUUACCCUUUCUCCCUUGUCUCCUCCUGCACUACUGUUUCAGCAAAAAUGUCUCUCCUUGUGUACUGCUGUUUAAUCUACAGACUGAUUCUUCUGAGCUCUGAGUCUGAGAAUGAGAAAACAGGGACAUGCCACAGAAGCGCCCUCUGAAACACUUUGGAGACAAGCAUCUACUUAAAUACUAGGUGCAGUGAUAAUGAUUCACUUUUGCUUCCAGUAGCAACACCACAUUACAGCUGCCUUUCCUUUCCCAUUUGGCACUUUACAUGCAGAUUUCUUUAUUCUCUGCUUCCA
Messenger RNA from Tauraco erythrolophus (red-crested turaco), 1099 nucleotides. The record is from RefSeq and is a predicted model, not a curated record. Lineage: Eukaryota; Metazoa; Chordata; Aves; Musophagiformes; Musophagidae.